UAUAAGUAUCAAGUAAAUAUAUAGCAUUUAAAAAAAUUUGAUUGUUUUUAUGUAUGUAGAAAUCACACUUUCAAAAUUGUUUAUUAGUUGUAAAAAUAAAUUACGCAUUUCAUUUUCAAAUAUUGACAUUUUUAGUUAAACUUAAAAGUGGGAUAUGUACUGCAAUGAAAUUGAAGAGAGAAAAGAAAUUUGCAGCAGACAUAAAAGGAUUUGUAUGUUUAAGAUAAAAAAGAACUUAAGUUUUGAUUCCGAUAAUGUUUAAAAAUUGAUGAACUCAAUUGAAUCAUAAGAUGAAGAAUAUCAAUACGUUUGUAUUAAAUGCUACAUGAUAAUGAAUAAAACAUAAACAAGCAGUCAAAAAAACUUGAAGACUGAUGUAUUAUAAAGAAGCGAGAUUCAUUUUCCUAUUUUCUUAAAAGUUUAGAAUAUUUUACUGCUCAAAAAUGAUCUUUUAGCAGUUUAGUUCUAACAAAAAAUUGAAAUUAUCGACCUAAAUUUGUAAAAGAAAAUAGUGAGCUAUGAUAAUACACUAACCCACCCAUGUGUAUUUUAAAAUAUCCUCAAACUAGCAAGCUUACAUAGAAACCAAUUCUUGAUAUGCCUGAUUAAAUCAAAUAAAAGUUUUAUAUAUAAUUGGAAAACAAAUAAAAUUGUAAGAGUGAUUUAGAAGUAAAUCGUUCACUUUAAACACUUGAAAGACCAUACCUAUAUUAUUGUUAAUACAAUACAAUCAGGAUUUGAUGUCAUAAAUCUAUACAAUCUCUCAAAUAAUAAAUUUCUAACACAAUUUUCCAAAAAAGCAAUUGGAAUUAACACAAUUGAUUCCACCAAAAAUGGUUAAUACAUUGCUUGUGGAGGUGAUGAAAUGGAAAUUUUUGUAUUUAUGAAUACUGGUUAAUUAAUAUAUAAAAUUGGUACUGAUAAUUGGAUAACCUAGUUAUUUUUCCAGCCACAGUCACUAAAUAUACUCUUUUAAACUUAUGACUAAGCUAUUUAUUAUUACGAUAAAGAGAAGUAGAAGACAAACAAGUAUAAAAACCUUGAAUUUCUAGAUCUUUUUUAAAUCGAUAGCGUCCAUAAGCAAUUUUUCUGUAAAUAUCUCAACAAAAAGCACUAAAAAAAAUCUUAUGUAAUUUACGAUUUUGUAAAUAAUAAAGUAACUCCAUUUAAUCUUGACUAGUUCAACAAGCUACCAACCUAAUUCACUGGUAUUAUUUCUCUUAAAGAAUAAAAAAUGGCCUUUUUAGGCCAGAGAAAUAUUGUUUUUGUUAGGGAAAUGAUUAAAUGAAUUUAAAAAAUAACUUUUUGUUGUCUAUCAAUACUUCUAUAAUAAAAUUAUACUAAUUAAUAAAACUAACCAAAAAUAUAUUAAAAGACUAAAUUGACCUUGCCUAAUAUAUAAUAAAAAUAUUUUAUAAGAAAUAGUAUUUCGUUUAACUUCAAAUUAUUAUUAUUUUUAAAAUAUUUUUAUAUUAUUUAUCACAAAUUACUUCAACAAAAUUUUUAUUU
Molecule: messenger RNA, 1509 nt
Organism: Tetrahymena thermophila SB210
Lineage: Eukaryota; Ciliophora; Oligohymenophorea; Hymenostomatida; Tetrahymenidae
Exons: 1
Molecular function (GO): protein binding
Source: RefSeq, a predicted model, not a curated record